GUGUCGUCGUUUGGCGGCGAGCGGGGUUUUCAGACGUUUUUCCGGUGACAGCAGGGGAAUGACAGCAUCGACAGUCGCGGGCCUUCUCUCAUCCGAGCCGACUGCAAAACCUCGACAAGAAGUAAGCGUCUCCUCUCACACCGCGGUCUCCUCCUAGCGCACAAGAAACGACUCGUUUGUGGACAACGGUGACAGGACGGACGAGCACACGCAUUCGUUUAUUGUCAGCAAUUCCCUGGUGUGUUUCACCGGCUAAGUUAGCUCACCUAGCCCCUCAAGCUAACGCCAGUUUCUGCUUUGCAGCUGCGUAGUUUGACACGCCGGGAGUUAGUCGGUGAGUCCAGCAGGUGAAUCGCGUUCCUCUCCUGCACUAUGAUUUAGUAACAACUCCCCCGAUGGAUUGACUGUGUUGCCGGCAGCAAGGAGGUGUCUGCCUUUGGACCUUUUGGGGGGAGCUCGUUCUUUAUGUGCCACCGGGAGCGGAAGCAACAUGGCAGAUGACAAGGACGUGCUGAGAGACGUGUGGUUCGGCCGGAUCCCCACCUGCUUCACUCUGAACCAGGACGAGGCCACAGAGAGAGAGGCCGAGCCCUACUAUCUGCUGUUGCCCCGGGUGAGCUACCUGACGCUGGUCACAGACAAAGUGAAAAAACACUUCCUCAAAGUAAUAAAGGCCGAUGACGUGGAGGAGAUGUGGUUCGAAUAUGAAGGAACGCCGCUUAAAUGGCAUUAUCCAAUUGGAGUUCUUUUUGACCUCCACGCCACCAACACUGUCUUACCCUGGAGCAUCACUGUGCACUUUAAGACUUUUCCAGAUGGUGACCUGCUCCACUGCCAGUCCAACUCUGUGAUCGAGGCUCACUUCAUGUCCAGCAUCAAGGAGGCUGACGCCCUCAAGCACAAGAGCCAAGUCGUUAACGACAUGCAGAAGAAAGACCACAAACAGCUUUGGAUGGGCCUGCAGAAUGAUAAGUUUGACCAGUUCUGGGCCAUGAACAGGAAGCUGAUGGAAUAUCCCACUGAGGAGGGAGGCUUCCGAUACAUCCCCUUCAGGAUAUACCAGACGAUGAGCGACAGGCCAUUCAUCCAGAAACUGUUUCGCCCCGUUUCACCUGAAGGCAACGUGCACACACUUGGCAACUUGCUGAAAGAAAUGUACCCAUCAGCUAUACCAAAUGACGGUGAGCCGAAGCGUUUCCAGGUGGUGAUCCACGGCAUCGAGCCGCUGCUGGAAACUCCUCUGCAGUGGCUCAGCGAGCACCUCAGCCACCCUGACAACUUCCUGCACAUCUGCGUCAUCCCCGUCCCCACUGACUGAGGUCGCACUCACCCAUCAAUCGGCGUCACCGCGCCAACCGACCGGCCGACCAGCUGACGCACCAGCCAGUCGGGUGUCCUUGAAAACGGCAGCGCGUAACGCCGGAAACUCUGAACUAACGAGACUCUUUGAUGAGAUGGAGAUCAGAAGGAAAAAAAGAAGGAUGUGAAGGAGGAAACCUCCUCGUCCAUCCUCAUUAUUUAUAUUUCUACGCCUACUAACCACUACUACUCCGCUUUACCACGCCGAAAACUGGAUUUCAAGACGUGCGGAUGAAAAGAUCUUCUCUUCCUCCUCCGCUCCGAAAAAAAGAGAUGGACCUCUAAUUUUCUACUCAACUUUCCUGCAUCUUCACUUCCUCCUUCUCGGUUCCUCUGUGAACAAACACUUCCAUGGGAGGAGAGGAGGUGGUCCCUGGUCCCUCGUCUAAGACUGUCCCAUCGACAGGAAGAUGAGUUCUCUUUGGGGAUUGGGGGAGUGACGAAUCCAGUCCGGCUGAAGCUGCCUUAGUUACUUACGGUUAUGGAUUUUUUUUUUUUUUAUCGUCAACAUAAUCAUUGUCCUUGUAAAAAUGUCUGGUUGUACACAAAGUCACUCUUGAGUUUACAUGAGAGCCUGAAAAAAAGUUUCAGCUGCUAGGUCUGUUGGUUCGGCUGACUGGAAAUAACAUGUUUGUUUUUUUUGUUUUUUAAGUGAUCUUGAAUAAAGAAAAGGAUCUGAGGGAAGUGACUGACACGUGUGGUUUUCUCUCCAGUGAUGCCAGCGACACAGGAGCAGGUUUCAACCAUUCACUGUAAAUAAAGAUGACCACGCGUCUGCACUUCCCCCUAUUCUACAAAGAUUAAGCCGCCAUCAUGAAAUAAUUUGGAGUUGUAGUCUGCACCUUAGUGAUCGUAGUUUGGAGCCGCGAUAUCGAGAUCCCACUGAUUCCCGCGCUCGACCAAAGUUGAGUCAUUCUCAGCUGUCAAUAAUGAUGUCUUCGCCUGUUUAAUAAAUAAUUAAAACCAAAAUGACCAGAAAACACGAAGGGGGGCGGGGCUUAUGACCUACACUGCAGCCAGACACCAGGGGGCGAUCAUGAGCAUUUGGCUACACGACUGGGAGCUGUCAUGUCGUCCGUCUUUAUUUACAGUGUAUGAUAUGAACUGAACAGCAUCACUGAUCACCAGCACAGUGUCAAACUUUGAGUUAUUUGAAAAAAGGUUCUUAAUAAGCAGAUGUAAUGUCCACGUGUCUGCUACUGUCGCUGAAUCAGCAUUUAAGUGUAACUUCUUUUCAUUCCAUUUUUCAUCUUCACUUGUACGAGAAACUUCGGUUUCACAAAACGUCUUAAUUCCAUAGUUUGAAUAAAGUGGAACUGUCCUUUA
Molecule: messenger RNA, 2685 nt
Organism: Scophthalmus maximus (turbot)
Lineage: Eukaryota; Metazoa; Chordata; Actinopteri; Pleuronectiformes; Scophthalmidae
Gene: atg5
Product: ATG5 autophagy related 5 homolog (S. cerevisiae)
Exons: 8
Coding region: 491-1318 (275 amino acids)
Biological process (GO): C-terminal protein lipidation; autophagy of mitochondrion; nucleophagy
Cellular component (GO): Atg12-Atg5-Atg16 complex; phagophore assembly site membrane; cytoplasm
Source: RefSeq, a predicted model, not a curated record